UACUCCGUACUACCACGGUAUGUACCUGGGUGACGAGCUACUACAUAGCGAGGCAGACGCGAUAGGCGCGUCUCCGACCAGCUUCACAGACGGCGGACAGCAACCCUACAACCACACUCGGUCUUGCACAGCUUUAGCACACAGAUCUUGGGCGCAAAUUCUUACAAACGGACUCGGCAUUCAUUAAUUAGCCUAUUGCUCGCCGGCCAAGUGCGCUGGGCCACCUGCUAGCUGCCACCUACAUGGCCGACUGAAGCGCCCGCCUGGUUGGAUUUUGGUAUCCACAAGCCUCACACCAGCCUUGCACCGUACCAUGCUUCGCCGCCCGCCCACGGUCUUGACCCUCACAUCCGAGGAUGUCAAGGCGUACGAGGACCACCGGGAGGCCGAGGCCUUCCAGCACGCCACCGCCGCCGCCCAGCUAAGGAGGCAGCAGCAGCUGUCCCGCAACAUGAGCGGCAUGGACAUAACCGGCAUGACGACCUCGAGCGACGACGAGGACUACUCCGAGCAGGACGCCUCCUACUACCCAAACCGCACGUACAGCCAGAACCCAAGGGUGUCGCGAGAGAACAUCGAGGGCCCGCUUGACAGCGGCAUCUUCCGUAACGAGGAGGACCCAGACGACUACCAAGACGCGUCCGACGGCGGCCUGGCCCAACAAGAGGGCUUCAUCGAGGACCUUCACAUGCCCGAGGCUGGCCAGAUGGACCUUGACGCCGAGCAGACCGACAACGAUGACAACAGUGACAUACCCGGCGCCGCCGUCCCGAACCUACACCACACUCAGCCGCAGCAGCCGCAGCAGCAACAACAAUCCAUGUUCCCCUCGCCACCGCCUGCGCCACCGCGGCUGACCAGGUCUACUAGGUCAGCCAGCACAGAGCUUUCCUCGUCCCAGGCCCAUCAGCAGCAGGCCCACGCGGGCCGACCCCCUCGCGGACCCGGCGCCGCCCAGACGCACCGCCGAGCGCCGUCCGGAAGGGCACCAGCGGCAGAUGCGACCACGCCCACCCCCGCCGCGGAAACGGUCCGUUCGAGGACCACGCGGAGCCGUGACGAGAGGAUUGGGGUUGCCCGGGGUGGCAGGCGCUAAGGAGGGGCGGGCGUUGUUUAUUUCGCGGCCGAGACAACCGCUUAGGCCGUCUCAGCACCAUCGCACCCGCGGUUCUCGCUUUAGGAUUACGCAGGAGCGCCUUUAAACACCUUGGCCCGGAACGAAGCCGGCACACAGGCAUAUUCUAGCAGUUUGGACAUGCAUGGAUGAAUAACAUGAUUGCUGAGCGCUGCUAGCAUGCCAAGUCGAGGCUAUUAUCAAAAGCAUAGGUAGUGGUUCAAUAGCGUCAGAGCGCCGGGGGGGGGGGGGUCGGCAUCGGUCUGUCGUCGGACAGGAUAUUUCUAAAGCCAAUUGGUUUGUAAGUCUGGCCUAGCGAUACGACAUGGAGGCUUUUUGGAGCCCUGCCUCGCUACAAAGAGCGCCGUGUGUGAUAUUUCGCAGGCUGUUUUCUGCUUCCCACACAGACUACGACUGUGCUUUACUCCAACCCUUACGCAGCUACCAACCUUGCAACCGGGCCAUCAACGGGUGAUCGAAGUCAAGGGGGUGAAGACUUACCAUAAUGUGCCUAGCAAAUUGAAUCCACCAUCCUGCGCGUCACGGGGGGAGCUCUGUGAUAUGCCUCUAGCCCUGGACCUUAGAAGGCCCCGGGAUCCAUCGCGCCAUGAAUCAACUACCAGUGCGACGACACCAUGGCCUUGCAGCAGGCAAAGGUUGACAAGCAAUUACUCGGCAAGAG
Messenger RNA from Diaporthe batatas, 1796 nucleotides. RefSeq lists its product as uncharacterized. The transcript has a single exon. Gene Ontology annotation, biological process: anaphase-promoting complex-dependent catabolic process. Bases 314 to 1096 code for a protein of 260 amino acids. NCBI's taxonomy places the organism in Eukaryota, Fungi, Ascomycota, Sordariomycetes, Diaporthales, Diaporthaceae. The record is from RefSeq and is a predicted model, not a curated record. Gene Ontology annotation, cellular component: anaphase-promoting complex.